AUGAUAAUCAUGGGAUCGGAAGUGCCUCCUGCUUCGAUGCCUUAUGUGGACCCAAAGAACAUUGCAAUACGGUUGGCGAAGGGAUACCUGGACUUUGCCAUCAUCGAGACAUCUCCUAAAACUGGCAGCGAUUUCAAUAUCGCUAGUUAUCCGUUUUUGGUAACCAAAUACUGCAUGAUGAUGCCGUUACCAGAGAAGAUACCCCACAAUAUUAUUUACGUGAUUAUAUUGGAUCGUCUAGUGGUUGGAAUUAUAUUUGUUAUGUUCGUCCUUCUAUCGAUUUUGAUCAUCUAUAGUCGGACUAAGUCGUGGCAAGAUCUUAGUCUGGCCAACAUCCUGGUGAACGACGCAAACCUGCGGGGGCUCUUGGGUCAAUCGUUUCCAUUCCCCGCCAAUUCCAACAGACACAUGAAACUAAUUUUCUUUAUCCUGUGCUUUGCCAGCAUCAUAAUCACCACAAUGUAUACCGCCUACCUUAAUGCCCUGUUUACCCAUCCGCCAUACAGACCACUGAUUCAGACCUUUGAAGACCUAAAAAAGUCUAAUCAAAAGAUAGCAAUUACAAUGGAUGAUAUCAGGUUCCUAACCGCUAGGGAAAAUGUCAUUUUUCUCAAAAUAAGCAAGGAUAACUUACAGAUCCUUGAGAGUUUGGAGGAGUUCAUACGUAUCCGGGACACAUUUAACACCAGUUAUGGCUAUUUGGUAUCGGAGAACCGAUGGAGCAUUUACGAGGAACAACAAAAGACAUUUAAGGAGCCCUUAUUCUACUUUGCAACGGAUCUCUGUUUCUACAGAACGAUAUUUACAUCCAUUCCCAUGAGACGCGACCUGCCCUAUCGCCAUAUCUUUGAAAACCACAUUCUGAGUCAGCACGAGUUUGGAUUGGUUGAUUAUUGGAUAAAGAGAAGCUAUUCUGAAAUGGUAAAAUUGGACUUAGUUCCCCACAAGGAUCUGAGCCCAUCCAGAGAUGUGAAUGCCAGUAUAGAGCUCAACGAUAUUUCCGAUGAACAGGAUGCGGAAGGAAACCUUAUACCCCUGCUUUUAAGAUUGAAAAAUGAAGAAUUCUUCGAUAAUGUGCUUAUCUAUGGCGAUGAUUGCAUCUUUCACACUCUUUCCAAGUAUAUGGAGUUCACUGCUGUUUUGGUGUCUUCAGGUAGCACCAAUUUUGAUUGGAACUUUAGUAGCCAAUCACUGAUUCUUAUUUGCGGAUCUGAAGACGACAAGGAGCAAAACUAUCGCACUCUCAUGAAGCUACAAAGGAGCAGACGCUUGGUCUUUAUUAAAAAUAACUCCCAAAUGGAGGAUGUAUGCAACAACUAUUCAAUAAAGGAGCAGUACAAUAUAGCCAUAUUGAGGGACGACUUUGAUCCACUAAAAACCAUAUAUUCUUGUCGAUACUUUCCCAAUUCCAGUGUCGAGGAAAUAAGCCUAUCAGCAGGUAAGCCGAUUUAUAUUGAACAACUUCGAAAUAUGCACAGGAAAAGCAUCAAAGCCAUGACAGAUGGCUUGGCCCCAAGAUCAUUGAUUUAUUAUGACGAGAAGAGUAAGAAACUAAGAGUUAUGGGUUAUGUUGCCAUGCAGGUUAUCAAUUUUGCAAAAAGGGUAAAUGCUACUUUGAAAAUGGCUACCCUGGGUAAUCAUACCGAUAUAUUGAUCAUCAAGAAGUUGGUACUCGAAGGACAACUGGAUUUCGGCAUACUUCCAGAGACUUCUCUGUUCAUCAAACAUUUUGAUGGAACAAGUUACCCCUGGGCCUUAUCUUCGUACUGCCUAAUGAUGCCGGUUCCAGAAAAGAUACCCUACAAUAUGGUUUAUGUGAUGAUAGUGGAUCGCAUGGUAAUUGGAAUCAUAGUUGUUUUAUUUGGCCUGCUCACCAUGUUGGUGAUCUUUAGCAGAAGUUUUUAUAGGCACGAUCUCAGCCUAGCCAACGUCCUGCUCAAUGAUAAGAGUUUCCGCGGUCUCUUGGGCCAAACUUUUCCAUUUCCUGACAAUGCUGGCAAGAAAAUGAGGCUUGUUUUCGUGAUUCUGUGCUUUGCGGGUAUAAUGUUCACCACAAUGUAUAACGCCUAUCUGAACUCUUACUUUACAAGUCCUCCAUAUGGACCUCAUGUUACGUCCUUUGGAGAGUUGGAGAAAUUCAACCAGAAGGUAGCAUUCAGCGCCGUGGAAAUGAAACUGUUGGCCACUUUGAACAGUUCCCGCUACAAAAAAAUACACGACACUGACAAAAUAAUAUUCCCAGAUUGGAAACAGUUUUUGAGUUUGCGCGAUAACUUCAACACCAGCUAUGGCUAUCCAGUCACCGAAGAUCGCUGGGGCUUGUACGAGGAGCAGCAGAAGCUCUUCAAGGUGCCCAGUUUCUACUACGCCAAGGACCUUUGCUUCACCCAUAUGCUGUUUAUGUCCAUUCCCCUGAGACCCCUCAUGCCCUAUCGCCAUCUCUUUGAGGAGCACAUGCUUAGCCAGCAGGAGUUUGGUCUGGUGUCCUACUGGAGGAGUCGCAGCUUUCUUGAUAUGGUAACUUUAAAGCUAGCCCCCUUGAAGGACCUGAGCCAGCCCAAGCCCUUUUCACCAAGCCUCCUGAUGGAUGACAUUUCAUGGGUGAUGAAAGCAUACUUGGGAGGUAUGUUGCUUAGCUUUUUGAUAUUUUUACUAGAGCUUGGAGGCAACAAAGUUAGUUGGACGCGCUUGCGUGUAUUGGGAAAAUAA
This is a messenger RNA of Drosophila bipectinata, 2709 nucleotides long. RefSeq lists its product as uncharacterized. Lineage: Eukaryota; Metazoa; Arthropoda; Insecta; Diptera; Drosophilidae. The record is from RefSeq and is a predicted model, not a curated record.